AACUGUUUAUUGAGGUUGCGUUGGAAAGCUUCUGAUAUGGUGCCCAGAGAGGGCGGAUAAGACAAAUAACACCAUGCGGAGGAUUUGCACGAUGCUGUCACUAUACAUGUUCGGCACUAAUUUGACACAGCCGGCAAUAUCUGGACCAAAUUAAUAAUAAUAAUAAAAAAUGAACAAGAACAACAAUAACAGUGAUUGCUAUUAUUAUUAUAUGCAUGUUGUCAAAGAGCAACAAAUGCAGAACAUAAUAUGCUUGUUCAGCCAUGUGCAAUGUUCUACAUAUAUUUGGGGUAGAAUAACUUGGAUUUACAAUAUAGUAUUUAUAGAUAACAUUUUAUCUUUGUGAUGAAAUUAAGAGGAAGGUAUCUAUAACUAAUAAAUUAUAACUAAUUUGCUUGCCUAAAUUUCUAAAAUUAGGAAAACUAUAAAGCCAUACUAAAAUUAAUGAAAAAUUGACAAACAACAUUAAAAACUGAAGAAAAAUAUCAGUAAGAUAGCAUAUGGCACUCUAUAUUGCUGAAGAAACAUCCAGAACUCCAGAUGAUAGUACAACAGAGAUUUCUGCUUUUACUUCAGCAGAUCCUGAUGCAACUACAGCUGACACCACUGAUUCAUCAGAUAUUUCAACAACUGUUGAUGUCACAGGAACAGAAGAACCGUCAAAUACAGCAGAAACAACUAUAACUCCAGAUGAUAGUACAACAGAGAUUUCUGCUGUAACUUCAACAGAUCCUGAAGCAACUACAGCUCACACCACUCUUGUGACAGAAGACAGUGCAUCUACACCAAAUCCUGCCUCAAGUACAGCUGAUUUCACAACUACAAAAGAUGUUAUAACACCAACAACAAGCUCUACUCAGUCAACGACCAAAACCACAACUGCCAAACCUAUUGAGUGUGAAAAUGGUGGAACUCCACAACCAAACAACCAGGCUUGUUUCUGUCCGAAAGGUUUUACGGGGAGACUCUGCAGUACUGUUGAAACUCAAAUUGUACCAGAUAUCAUUGAAAGGACAGUCAAUGUUACAAUGGAAAUAAAUGAAAAAUUUACAGAUGACUACGAAAUCCCAUCAUCAGAUGCAUAUAUAGAAUUUGUUGAAAAAUUCAAAACAACAGUGGUGCCCUUUUAUAAAGAAAAAAUAGAAAAUUUUUUGCGUGUGGACAACAUAAUUCUAAGUGCUGGUGGACCAUUACAACAACAUAGUCAAAGAAGAAGAAGAAGCUUGCCUUUGAAGGAAACUAAAAGUGAUGCGGCUAGUCUGAAAGUUGAGCAUGAUGUCCUUGUUAACAUCGAUAAUAACAACGAAAACGAGGAGAAUUAUGAAAAUAUUGUUGAGGAAGUGAACAAAGUUCUUUUUGAUAUUAAAAACACUUCAGUCUUUGUUGUUAAUAAUGCCAUUGCAUCAAAGACUGAUUUCAUUGUCAAAGAGGUGUGUGCCAAGGCUACAGACAUUUUUCCUGAAGAUUUCCAAAAGUAUUUUGAAGCAGUUACGCUGGGUGGCAAAGUGACAUGUGUGACUCCAUGCAAUGCAGCUCAUAGUGAUCCGAAAAUUUGUAAGAACAGCGGCACCUGUGAAGUUUCUGGUCAGGGCCCAUCCUGCUAUUGCCGCUAUAAUGAUGACUUCUGGUACUUGGGAGCGGAUUGCAAUUUACAGGUGCACAAAGUUGGAUUUUAUGCUGGAUUGGGAACAGUGGCAGCCAUAGCAGUAAUAACUGUAGCAUUCCUGACAGCUUAUCUCAUUAUAAACAAACGGACGGUGAAGAGGAACAAGGACAUUAAGCAAGAGCUAGUGAAAGAAUGGUUAGAGGAUGACUUUGAAUGGCCACCACAAAAGAAAACAUCAAACACAGUUGACAGAUAUGAUAACCCAGUAUACUCACCAGGAGGCAGACAUACACAGGACAGUUUCGGAAACUAUAAACCAGAUUUCUCUUACACCCAGAAUUUCUCACCUGAACCUGGUAUUCAUCUCCGGUAUCUUCAGAGGGAUCAGUCUAUGAAAAUGGACAGACCUCAGAUCCGUUCAUCUUUUGAUAUUUAAUAUUCUAUGUGUGUGGAAACACAAGCAUUACAGCUUUGUAUGACAUACUGAAUGUAUAUAUUGCUUGGUUUAAAAAUAUGCAGUCUUGAUCCAUCAAAACUCAAUCAGUUGCUAGAGCAUUCUGUUUAUACCAUUCAAUUUAGCAGUUGUACAAUAAUGCAUAUUUUCUGUACCUCAGAUGUGUGACAAACAUCAUUUGACCAUAUUGUGUUUUAUCACAUGAUGAAGAGAAGCAGUAGAACUUCAGCUAUGCCCUGCUUAUCUUCAGAUAAGUUAUUAAAAUAAUCAAUGUAGUAAAAUUAGAUAACUAGUAGUUAUCUUUUUUUAUAGGUUUUACUUUAUUGCUCCUUUAGGUAUUAUUUCUUAUCAUUUUUAUUCAUAAUGACAUUGCAUUAAUAUAAACUGCUUUGUAAAUUACAUAUUAACCACAAAUUAUUUAUUAUCAUUAUAC
Molecule: messenger RNA, 2493 nt
Organism: Sinocyclocheilus anshuiensis
Lineage: Eukaryota; Metazoa; Chordata; Actinopteri; Cypriniformes; Cyprinidae
Product: mucin-3B-like
Exons: 13
Coding region: 501-2042 (513 amino acids)
Source: RefSeq, a predicted model, not a curated record